AUGGCCGACAUGCGGCGUCGGGCUUGGGCCAAGAGCAAAGACUCCAGCGGACAAGAAUCGAAGCCGGAGCACUGUGAGCCCCAGCAGAGCCAGACUAACGGGGACCAAGAAAAACCCUCCCAAGAACCAGGGCAAGUUCAGAACAAGAUUGCCAGCUGGCUGGUUGAAUGCAGGACUCCCCUCGGAGCUUCUCUAGAUGAUCAGAGUCCGUCUCCCAGCAAAGGAGCACCAAAGAACGGCUGCAGCUUUGAAGAUGACCUUUCUCUGGGAGCUGAAGCUGAUCAUCUUCAGUCCACGAACAAUAAACCAGAAUCUUGUUUUGGUCUAGCAGCAGAUCAAAAGAGAAGUCGGUACAAAGAGAAGGGGAGAAGUAUGAACUCCACUGGAUCGGGAAAGAGCAGCACCGUGUCCAGCGUUUCAGAGUUACUGGACCUGUAUGAGGAAGACCCUGAAGAAAUCCUCUUAAAUCUGGGCUUUGGUCGAGAAGAGCCUGACCUCUCUGCCAAAAUUCCCUCCAGGUUCUUCAACGGCAGCUCUUCAGCCCGAGGCAUCGACAUCAAGGUCUACCUGGGAGCUCAGCUUCAGCGCAUGGAACUGGAGAACCCCAACUACGCUCUCACGAGUCGUUUCCGUCAAAUCGAAGUCUUGACAACGGUUGCUAAUGAAUUCUUCCAGCUCUACAGUCAGGUUUCUGGACAGCCUGUUCCGCGAAUCAGCUCCAAGGAACUAGGUAACUAUAGCAACCGUACAAAAGGACAGUUUGUAGUCCAGGUCAGUGUGGAGUAUCUGAGAGGCACCAGUGGUGAGGGGGAGGGGGGCGGAGGCGAAAGUGGAGGAGGAGGUGCGCGGGAGCAGUCGCCUCCCCUUAAGAGAAGCAAUUCCGCUCGGAAUGUUGCCAACCUGCUCAAGAAAACCAUCAGCAAACACAACCUGCUCGGCUCUGCCUCCGAGUCGCCCGAGGCCCGUUCACCUGGACAGCACGCACAGCUGAACGGGCAGGCGGCCUCCCCUGACCACCCCCACCUCAACGGGCACGCCCACACCUGUCCAGACCCGGAGCGACGCGGCACCGACUCGGACCACCAGGCGGAGGUGUUCAGUCAGAAACACAUUCGCAGGAAAGAAAACUGCUCCCUCGCAACAGUUGCUGAGGAAUCUAGCGCAGAUGGAGAGACGGAUCGGAUGAUAGACAUCAGUUCUGAACAGAACAGCACUGGAGCAGAGCGUCAGCCAGAGUCAACCGGUCAUCACGCAGCCAAACAGAGAACAGAAGACGAGGGGCCCAGGGUGGCUAAAGAAAAAGGCCUCACCUCCACCCCGUCCACCCUCGCUCCACCCCAGCUGGCCCAGCUUCGCACAGAAAACGCCGACUCCUUCGACAUGGAGGAGAUUCAGACGAACGAAGAUGAGGCCUUGCCACACGGUACAUCCAGAACCAACGACCUGUCAAGGACCGUAAGUCAGCAGUCAGACAGCAGUGGUUUUGCUGAGGAGCCCUCUGUUGACUCCAACAGCUACCUCAAGGUGCAGGAGAGUUGUGACAGCUGUGACAGUGAGACCACUGUGACAUCACAUCCUUCACAAGACUUGUCAACGCCCCAUGCACUCGACCAGGCAGCGUUCGAUCUGCCAGACAGCAGAGCGGAAGAGGUAGAGCCUGCCGAUGUUACUGGUACCGGUGGGAGGGGAAGUUCCAAGGAAGAGGAGGCGCUCGAUGGGAGUUUGGAGCAUGUUGUACAGUACAGGGCCCACCACCUCCCAAAGACCAGACCUGCUGGAAUACAUCAGGACGCUUGUAAUGGGAAACAAGUUGAUGACGGGGACAGGAUUGAUCCUGACACCGAACCACAGCCAGAUGGUGCCCAGCAGAGCCCAUCUGCUUUUGGACAAGAGCCACAAAUGGAAUUGCAACAGACCCAGAAUCUCUCAGAGCGAGAACCACCACACGGUGAAAACCUGACUGAAACCACAACAAAUACAGAUCGCACACAGGGAGCAGAGGCCCAUGUCAAGCCUGUGGUCUUGGAUGAUUCUGUUUCAGUUUAUCCCGCUCCGCCCUCUCCGGUUCUCAGUGCUCUGAACAGAGCCAAACACAACCAGCUGAGCCGAACGGGCCAGAACGUCAACCCUCAGAGCAACGAUGCUCUCAAAACUCCCGGAGUGGGACGAGGAAGACGUGGUAUUAUCCCCAUGAAGCGGUCCUCCUCAUUGCCCUCUUCUCUCCUUUCACCCAGAGUUGUGUCUUCUGUCAGGAUCCAGUUUGGACAAGGCCAGGCUGUCUGCACGCCACCCAGGUACUCCUUAAAAUACGCUCAGGAGGCUGCAGAGCACAAAGAGGAGGAGAUGCUGGAGGAGAAGGAAGAGGUGGACGGAGGACAGAGUAACUGUGUGUCUACCUUGAUUAUAAACCCUGGCCCUAAUGAGAAACCACCGUCUACCAUUCCUCCUAAACCCAUCCCUCACCACCUGCUUCGGUCAUCGCAUUCCCUGCAGAGCUCCAGCCCUCCUCCCGACUGGUCCCCAGGGGCUAACACCUUGUCCUGGAGCACCCAGAGUGUCCCAGAUCUUUCCUCCGCUCAGCAGCAUCCAAGGCAGUUUCAGCAGAGCAUGAGCACCAGCCAAACCCAAACCCAACAGGGCUGGAAUCCCCACCAGAUGAUGAUCCCAAACCCAAGCCCCUCGCCGGUAUUCUCUGACCCCAACCCUAGUCUCGGCUCCAACUCCAACCCAUACCCUCACCCACAGCACCCUUAUGCAACGUCUCCUAACCUCUUUAACCAGAAUAACAUUUCUUUGAACCACUUUUCAAGUCUAACUAGCCUGCACAACCCUCCUCCACCUACAGUCCCCCCGCACUGCAGCCUCACCAACUUGCAUCAGCAAGCUUCCACGUCUCCUCACUUCCAUCGCGGAACUCCCACAAUGCACCACCCCAGCUACAACCAUCCUUACAGUCAACAGUCACCUUAUCACACACCUCCUCAGAUUGCCUCGCCUUACCUCGGUUACCACGGCUACCACCUGAGCCCACACACGGCCUUUGCCCAUCCCAGCACCCAGUAUCCACCAGUGGCCCCAGAACACAGCCUCCACCCAGGUUUAGCUCAUUCUGCUCCAGGCUUCCUCACCAACCUGGGCUCUUCUCCAAACCCCGGGCUCACUCCGCCGGCCGCUCCGGGUUCAGGACCGGGUCAUUUCCCAUCCAGCACAGAGAUGCAGCUGAGGCGGGUUCUGCACGACAUCCGGGGGACGGUUCAUAGCCUGAGUCAGAGUCAAGAUAACACUCCAGAUGCUUUGGGUGACCACAGAGCAACCACUCCCAGCUACCAGUCUUUAGCGGAGUUUCAGCAGAAGAGGCGCUCCCUGAACGUGUUCCGUAACCAGAUGAUGGACCUCGAGCUGUCAAUCAUGCAACAGCAGGCUCUGGUAUACAAACACCUAAGCCCCAUCGACAGGAUGGAGGCGGAGCAGCUUCAGUCUCUUAGGUCAGCAGUCAGAGAGGAACUCCAGGAGCUGGAACAGCAGCUGGAGGACAGAUUGAUAGGGCUGACGCAACACCCACAGCGCAGAGGUCUUCACAGAGGCAGCAGCUUUGACAGUCUGUCCACUGCGUCUGCACUAAGAGCCAUGGAACCGGUGUCCGACCUCCUCAGGGAGCAGUUCCUUCUCCAAUCGGAGCUCGGCUACGACGGCCACGGCCCCUCCACAAACCCAUCCACACGUUCCACCAGUCCAGUCAGAGGCGAACGAGAGGCCAAGCACAGGCAAGGACUGUAUCGGGCGUCGAUCAACAUAACCCCUGCCCCUCCUUCUCGUCCCAACGCACACCCCGAAGAGGGAGAGGAGGAGGAGAAACUGAGAGACAUUGAGGGAGCAGAGGUCAGAGAAGGAGGAGGGGCUUUAGGGGAAAAAGACGCACCACAGAGCCAAGAAGCAGCAGGGAAUUUCAAAGCGGAGAACUUUCAGCAGCUCAUCAGAGAGAUUCGAGAGAGCGUGGCGCAAGAGGUCAGACGCGAGAUAUACAGCGAGCUGCUGGCUGCUGCGUCACCGCGAGGCUCCCCCCUGCCUGCCAGGCAACACCCGCUGUAG
Menidia menidia (Atlantic silverside) is the source of this 4089-nucleotide messenger RNA. The record is from the annotation of a GenBank genome assembly. NCBI's taxonomy places the organism in Eukaryota, Metazoa, Chordata, Actinopteri, Atheriniformes, Atherinopsidae.